Pectinophora gossypiella (pink bollworm) is the source of this 7297-nucleotide messenger RNA. RefSeq lists its product as uncharacterized. The transcript has 11 exons. Gene Ontology annotation, molecular function: protein kinase binding. The record is from RefSeq and is a predicted model, not a curated record. Bases 415 to 3009 code for a protein of 864 amino acids. Gene Ontology annotation, biological process: positive regulation of protein tyrosine kinase activity; neuromuscular junction development. Lineage: Eukaryota; Metazoa; Arthropoda; Insecta; Lepidoptera; Gelechiidae.
AGGCGUCAGUCCGCGUCAAGACCUCGCGAGUGGAGGUUGUGUUGGUUCGCGUUAUUUUCACAUCGAAACUUUCGUGGAAAACGGUCUAAUUACUUUUAUCGUGAUUUCGCAAGUUUUGUGGUUUUUGUCAGUGAUACUUUUUGUGAAUACAUAUUGAAGUUGAUUUGUGUGGAACCAGAAUAUAUAGUGUUGUUUUUGGAAUGUUAUGGUCACAGGUAGUGCCGUUUUGAAGUGAGCGGAUUCUUUACGACUUUGCCUGAAUGAAUCAAAAAAACAGCUUCCAUUAUUGACUGCGUGCCCUAAAUAGAAGUCAUCAGGUCAUAAAAGUGAGACAGUGCAGUGCAGUGAGUGAGGAUGUGUUAGUUCACGAUGCCGCGACAGCGGCGCUGGAGUCGCGUGACGUAGGCAAACAAAAUGGCGGACGCCAGUCCCGCCACCUCGAUCAUCGAGGGCACUGUCAAAUUCAGAGAUGGGAAAAAGUGGAAAUCGAGAUGGUGUGUCAUGAGAAAGUUGUCUCCAGUAGCAGAUUGCGUCCACCUCCAACUCUACAAGGACCUGAAGGAGAGACAGAAGAACGGUCAGACGAAGUCUUCUCUCUCCCUUCAACAAUACCUGGGCUUCGAGUCCGGGUUUACCCUGGACAAAGAGUCCAACACCCUCGCCAUACUGUGUGAAGAUGUGGUUCCGGUGCUAGCGUUCGAUACCCGGGAAAGUCUGAUCCAGUGGAGGGUCAAGGUGCAACACAACCUUGGCAGCAGCAAAGAGUUCGCGGCAGUCAUCAUAUCGUCCCCAUCAGAGAGGAACAUACGAGCUGGUCCGGUCAGGUUACACGCCUGUGGUCCGCGGCUGGCGCUGUGUGCCAACAGACCACCAGAGGUCCUUGCGCUUUGGGAGGUCAAAUUGCUGAGACGUUUCGGCAUAGUAGACAAGCGAUUCUGCGUGGAGGGGGGGUCGCGGUGCGGGCGGGGGGAAGGGCUGUUCGUGUUCGCGGCGGAGGGGGGACGUGACCUUACUGAGCUGCUCAACCUGCAUAGCCACGAGGCGCAGUCACGGCUCAGCAUCGCUUCCAGGAGUGGAUCAGUUAUGGACAAGCGUUUCUCCGACACGAGCUCGUGUAUGGAUGACUUCCACCCAUCAUUGCGAUCAGUCUCCCCAUCCUGGGCUGGCGGCUGUCCACCGAGUCAUACCAUGCACUGCCUGUCAGACCUGGACACUAGCCUCGAGAGCAAUGGAGAAGAGAAGUUCAGAAGACCCACCUCACUGCCACGAUGCUCCAGCUGUAUUGGGAAGAUCAGCCAUUUGACCAGGUCUUCGACCAUGAACACACCAGGCUCCAUGAUGUCACCUGUAUGGACUAUGGACAACAUCAUAGAAAAGCGUUCAGACUCCGACAGAGCUUCAAUAUACUCCCGAUCAAGUGGAAGCGCCUCUGAGUACAGUGUGCCACGCAGUGCGUGCCUUUUAGACAAGAGUUUUGAGUCCAAACGGGGUAGCCCUGUGGCGUGCUGUACGCCCACGGUGCCUGCCAAGACUGGGUGCUCUUGUCAGUGUUGGCAGCAGCCCAAACCGUGCACUUGUAGAAAGAAGUCCUACAGUGGACCUUACGAGAAUUACGACGUGCCAAAGACGCCUAUGCCUUUAAUUCAGGAACACCCAGUUGACACCAGCACAGACGCAGCAAGCCUGUACGAUACACCAAAGAAACUGAAAUGCCUCAUGAACGGUCAGGCUUGCAAUUGUUCCCAGAACGACACCACACCGGAAGAUAACCUCCAAAUCAACGAGAACAACAACACAUGUGAUACUAGCGUUAACAACAAUGAAGACACUACCCUAGAAUCACACUCGAACUACGUCAAUGUUACCCCAGUUACCAAAAAGCCAAUGCCACAAUUAGACUAUGGAAAUUACGCAAAUUUAGACCUAUCUGCUACUUUAGAGAAGUUUGAGAGUUCUCUGCAGAUUUUAAGAAGCGCAGGGUUCAGCCAAGAGGAACUUGAUGCGUUAGACGCGAUCCCUGAAAACGACGACGACGUUUCGUCAGCGACAACGAACACUGUUCAUCCUACUGACUGCUGCAAUGAGCAUUUAAACUACAUGCACAUGGAGCCUUUAGAAGUUAGCAGUUCGAGUAACAGCAACAGAAAUUGCUCGGACAACAUUAGCAGAAUUAGUCACGUUUCAGACCCAACACAACAUUCUGAAAGUGACAACACAAUAAGUACCAGACGAUCAAGUUCCGCUGACUUUACUAAAAGACACGACGAUGAUUUCAGCAUUAACAGUCAUUGCUUCACACCAACUGUACUCAGGAAGGCCAGCAAGAACGCAUGUAUAAGUGAAGGUGUACCAUUCAGAAUCAACACACCAGAAAUAAUCGUACCGAAAGACAAAACCUUUAAACUGCCCGAAUCUAAAACGGAAAAUAUGUUAGUUGCUAGAAUAAGAGAUGCCGUAAAAAUCAGAAGGUCAUCAAGUGUUCCAAGUAAAUCUGACAAAAAUAGAGAUUCAUCCAGUUCCAACGAUUCUGGAGUGUCAACUGGUUCGUUGAAACAUCAUAGAGGGGACCUUAACGAUUUCGAAAUGCCGAUAACAAAUUCGAAGUCUUGCAAGAAGCAUUUAAAAGCUAGUAAACAGAUUCGACAGAGUUUGACUCCAGUCCAUACGCCCUUUGUAAAGUCGAGUUCAUCGGAUCCCCUGAAGAACUUGACAUUUCAUUUCGAGGAGCUCACGAAGUCCAAUUCAUGUGACGUCGACACUUUGACGAGAAGAAAGAAGAGAAAUGGAGACGCAGACAUCACAGCACGCCACAGCCACGUGACCAACAAGAGCACGUCAAGCGGGGCAUCCGACACGUCAGACUACAUGGAGUCUCUGUCAGUGUCCUCUUUCAGCUCCUGUGACGUGUCAGCUGACAGGCACGCGGCAAGACCCAGGUCCGGGAAGGAAUACGCCAGCAUCGACCGGGCUGCCUUAGCCAGCGUUUGUGAUGUUGGUCCAACUGCUUAAGUGAUCGUUGGUAUUACUGUUAAGUCGUUCUGGCAUUGAAGCCUUAGCCAAGUUGCAAACGAUUAUGACAGUGAUAAAAAUAUAUGGGAUUGACAUGUCAACUUAUGUCAUAAUCAUUAACAACUUGGCUAAUCCGUCGGGUAUCAAAACAGGAAAAACGUUACCUUACCUGGUGUUAGCUGUUUUCAUUUUGAACAUUUUGCUAGUGGCGCGACUGUAUGUCCUAGUGAGAUAUGGCCCUACUUCUUGAGACACGGUAUGUCUUGUGAUAUCGUGUUGUUUUUUGUGUGCUGGAUCACACAUAGUUACACAAAAGUUACAAAAACGUUGUAACUUUUAACAUCCAUAACCUGGAAUAGACUUGGUCUUUGUUGGCAGCCAUCUUGAAGUUAAUUUGAUACGUGAAUUUGCCUUAGCAGAUAAUUCGCCAAGUUAUAAUGAACAGUUUAGCAAGGAGUAGAAACUCAUUUUACGAACAACAUUUAUUACCUAAUUAUGGCAACACUACCCUGUAAAACGUAACAUGAUUAGAAUGACAGCAGGACAGAGAUAUAGUACAUCGUCUAGUGCGAAAGAGAGGAGAGAUGUGUGUGCAGCUUAUGAAAGAGAGGAAAGAUAUUCUAAUCAUGUUAUAAAGAGUAUACAGCCAGGACACAAAUCAAUGGUCAAUAUUCAUUGACGGAAUGAGGAUAAAAACUAGAAGCUCAAAUGUAGGCGGCAGCACUGUUGAGUGCUUUUUAAAUUGUGAUAGUUCUCCAUACUGUCCAGCUAAAAUUCGGGAUAAACUGCUAUAAACUGUGGAGCAACGUGGUGUAUCCCGUAUGAAGGAAGAGUUACGAAAAAAAAAGUAAGUUUUCUUCUUUAUGGGAAUAAAUAUAACACUAUGAUUUAGCAAUUAAAUGCUGCGCAAAGGCUUAUAGUGUAAAAAUAUAACCAAAGUAAUACGUUUGUUUACUCAAACAGUACGGGGAACUGUCAAAAUUUAAGAACACUAGCGACACCUGAUGGGAGAAAUAGGCAGUUUUUACCAUUGGGUCAAUAGCCAUCAGAGUUGCCAAUAAACAUAAUACAUCCACAAUUUGUCCAAUUGUUGUUGGUGUACUAAGUUUUAAGAUUUUAUCGUCACAACAAUAUUUCUACUUAUAAGACAAUUGAAUAAUAUAAUUUUAUACAGCCAAAUUAAAGUGAUCGAAACUUAAAGCUAUUAUUUUUGUGUAAUAUCACCAUGUAUAUACUGUUGGGUAUAUCGAUACAUGAAAACAUUAUACACAGUUGUUCCUAUGUACAUAGUUUUUAGUGUUAUACCGUUUAUCACGAAUUUAGUUAUGUAGUAGCGUGCCAAAAAUAUUGUAAUGGCUAUUAUAGUAUGGGUUUUGGGUAUUUAGUAUGUAGAAAUGUAAAAUAUUUUCAAUUUAGUAAGUAUAUCUUUUAUCCUAAGGAACUUAUUUCAUUUAGAAUUAUGAACAAAUUGUCCUCAAUUUGUUAGCUAACUUUAAUGUCAAAGACAUGAUAACUUGUGCGUUGUUUAAAGACACAUUUCGUUCGAAAAUGGUACUAGAUAUUCAAAUAAAGUUUUUUUUUAAGAUUUAUUAAGAUUUUUACCAUGAUAACACCUGGUAUUUUAAACAAAGAAUCUUAAGUGUAACUUCGAAUUAAGAUUUCAUUAGUUACUUACUUAAAUUAUUUGUGCCUUUAUGUAUAAUAUUUUUUAGUGUUUAUUUUUUUGUGUGUUACCUUAUUAUUAUUCUAUAUGAUUUAAUUUUAAGGUUAUAUUGUAAAAUAGUACGAAAACAUCAUAUUUUACUGCGUAAGCGCAUUAAAUAUAGUUUAGUAUACCGGUUUGUCAAUGUACUUAUAAUGGAUAAUAACGCCUAUUCGAAACUCAUAAGCAAUAGUUACUUCCAUCUAAAAUAUUUAAAAUAAAAAAUGUAUAAGUAAUAAACUUUAAUACAUAAACAUUUUAUACUGAAAAUUGCUUGAUAUCCUGCCAAAUUAAGGAUGUUUCUUCGUAACAGCGGGGCGAGUAGUAAGGCUUUUUAUAAUGCGUGCUCUCUUGUUUAUUUCUAACCAAACAAAGGGGGAAAAUCAGAUUAUUCACUUUUAAAGAUUCAUACAUAAACAUGAAUAGCCUAUAUACGUCCCACUGCUGGGCACAGGGUGCACCUCGAUCAAUCGGAGGGGGUAUGGAGCAUACUCCACCACGCUGCUCCACGAUUCAAGGAUACAUAGGUUCAGUAUGAUCUACUGUGAACCUGUGUGCGUGUAUUAAACGAUUGAUUAAUGUGGAGGAAGCAAGAGAAGUGUGUCAGGAUCGAAGCAAAAGAAUUCCCAUAGUCUCUGUUUACCCCGGUGGGAAAUAGACGUGAGUUUAUGUAUGUGUGUAUUUGUACAUGUGAUUAAAUGUUAAAUAAGGUAAGGUAAAACUAUUGACUUAUUAAUUUUAUAUUUUGUAUUUUAUUAAGCUAAUUGUUUUUACCUUAACAUACAUAACAUAAACAGCCUAUAUACGUCCCACUGCUGGGCACAGGCCAGCAGGUGUUUUUACCUUAUAUUUAAUGAAGUAUCUACCCGAUAUAAAUAUUAUAGCUACAAAUAAUGAAAUUGGCGUUUUUUUAAAAGUGGCUAAGUUUAUAAUAAUCUGUUAAUAAACCAAUGUAUCCAAUCUGACCAAUUUGUUGCCAAUUUACUUUUCCACAAUUUUUACUUCAGUAUUUUUUUAAAAAAUUUUACCGCUGUAUUUAAAUCGCCACACGCCCCACUGUCACAAAAACACAACCUUACUUUUAUAAGAAAAUUAUACCUACUAUAAUCAUACUUAAUAUAUUAUUAUUAGCUAUAUUUUUUGUUCUUACAAUUUAAUAUUGACCUAAAGUUUUAGACGAUAUUUGAAUAUGAGUGGUGCAAUUUUAUCAUUUGUGUCUAAUAUUUAUAUGGUCGAUAUUUAUGUUUUGAAGACAAAAUUGGAAAGGUAUACAGGGUGUUAGUAUUCGAUUCCGUAUUCGACUGAGGGGGAUGAUUCGGCUCAUAUUUCUGAAUUAAUAUAACCUCUCAAGACCGAUUUCCAGACACAAUAGUUAAACAAUGGGGUUUGGAUUUAUAAAGAACAUUCGGUCUUAGGAGGAUAAAGUAGAACUUUCCGCCGGCGAAUCAUGGUCUGAAUCCCUCAAAGUUUUCGUUACGGUGUCACUAACUCCCUGUAUAUGUGACCUUGUGUGAGCAAACAAUAUCCACCUUACAAAUAAAAAAUAAAACAGCCAAGCAAAAUUGAAUCCAAUCAUCAUACAAUUCGCUUACUUUGCUUGACUGUCAAAUACUUAAACCCACGUUUAUCCCUGGUUUAUUUUUUAUUUGUAAGGUGGUACAUAAGUACCUAGGUAGACAAAUACUCGUACCCUAUUUGUCUGGCUAAGUAUAAUUGCCAUUUGCUUAAAUUCAUAGCGCGAUACGCCGUUCAACUUGGUACUUACUUUAUCUUCCAUUUUUGUCUUUAAAACGCAACUGAAUCGAGUGCUGGGUGGUUGUAUGUUUCGUCUAGUCAGACGCGUGACGAUCACAUUUCUCCGAACAAUACAAUACAAGAACCAUAAUCUUUAUUGUAUGCAAUAAAACAUAUGUCGUACAUUUCAAUAUAUGGUCUAUGGUGAUGAAAAUCGGAAGAUUGCGCUUUGUUUUAUUAUAUUUCACAUGUAGCUUCUCGUCAGAAUUUAUCCUUUUUUGGUGAGCUGCGGCACCCAUAUAACUUUAUGUUUUCCAACUAAAUAUUAAUGUGUGUAUAUUUAAAUGUUGAAAAUGUAUAUGUGUGUCGUAGGUUUUACCCAAAUAAGCUUUUUUAAUAUUAUUUUUUUAUGGGGAAGGCAGAGAAAAUGUCUUGCAUCUUCAUUAGAAAAAGAAUAUUAAUUUUGACUUAGAGGGGCCAUAGCUUGGUGAAAUUUUCCUGUUUAUACACAAGCUUCAAAAGAAGGUAUUCGUCGAAUUCGAAAGAGUCUUGUGUCAGCUUUUGUAGAUAGAAACAUUUGCCUAGGUAGGCCCUAUGAACAGGCAAAGGCUUCAUAUCCAUAACACUAUACAGCCUAUAAAAUACGAAAUGUGGUCAUUACGCCUCAUAAGGUUUCGGUUUUUUUGCACGGAAAGGGUUAACAGCACGAUUGUGGAAUGUAAAAGAGAACUCUAUGUAAUAUUAUAUUUUGUCUGUAAACAUUUAGUUGCGAUAGUAAUUUACACUAAUUGUUUUUUGUAAUACUUAAAUGCAACUGAAACGAUAAAAAUAUAGUGCAUUUUUUGAAUAAAA